Messenger RNA from Mercenaria mercenaria, 2859 nucleotides. RefSeq names its product organic cation/carnitine transporter 2-like. Bases 839 to 2563 code for a protein of 574 amino acids. The record is from RefSeq and is a predicted model, not a curated record. Gene Ontology annotation, cellular component: membrane. Lineage: Eukaryota; Metazoa; Mollusca; Bivalvia; Venerida; Veneridae. Gene Ontology annotation, biological process: transmembrane transport. Gene Ontology annotation, molecular function: transmembrane transporter activity. The transcript has 9 exons.
CGGCAAAAUGACUACACUUUAGAGACAGUUGUCAUUGAGCGAUUUUAAGUACGUUUAAGAAAAUAUACAUUUCAAUGUUAUUCUGUCAAAGGUCAUACAAACCGGAAAUUAUGAGCAGGAACAAUAUAUUAUCUACAAUUUGCCAGACAUAUGAAUAACAAUAGAUAUAGGGAAAACUCAAUUUGAGAGAGCAUUAAUUGUAUGAACAGAUAUGGAUCUGAAGAUAUUUUUUAUUGUCAGUAAGGGAAAACGUUUUUUUUUUUUCUUUUUUCCUUGGUUGAUUGAAAAUUUACAGGGAACAUCUGAGUGGGUCUGCUUUCUGUUUUUCCGUAGCUGAUCCAAAAUUUUCAGGAAACAUCUGAGUGGGUUUGCUGGACGCAACCUCUCCAAAUUUGAGUUGGCUCCUAAGCCAAUGUAAUUGCAUAUUUAGAAAAACAUUCAUAAUUUCAAGGCAUGCGGCAACAGUCGACUGUAAAGAAAACAUUUUAGUGGUAGUUCACAUUUAUCCUAUUUUAGUUGUGAACUACAUUAAACCUAAUACAUAGUGUUGCUUAUGGACAUAAACUUGUAAAUUUGUGUUAACAUAAACUAUACGUAGCAAAUGUUUCAAAUUUAAGACUUGUAUACCUUUAAGUAUUUGUAAAGACAAUUACACCAUUUACUUGAUGACAUUAGGAUGCGAACUUAAUUAAUCAUGUUUACCAAAUACAGAUUUAAUGCUAAGUGAUAUUGUUGUACCUGUGCAACUUAAACAAUUAUUUACGUUGUUGGAACGUAGUUCGCAUAUCAAGUGAUCAUAGAUACAGAUGCCUUCUUAAAGGAAAAUACUGCCUUCGCCAUGACGCUAAAUGCACCCUCUACAGGAAAAGACGUCGCUGACGUAAGUCCAGAUGAAAUAAUUGAGAAUCUAGGAGGUUGCGGUCGGUUUCAAGUGCGUAUGAGCGUCAUUGUCCAUCUCAUCAAGACGAUUGUCUGUUUCACGUUCAUGGGAAUGAUUAUUAUAUCUGCAACGCCUCCUUGGUGGUGUCAAGAUGGCGUAAAAGAAAACAUUUUGACAUGUCCAGGUUAUAAAAAUAAUACCAUUACGCAAUACUGCCAAUCAAAAUCUUGUUUAAAUGGAAAUAAAACGAAAUGCAGGGCUUUCGGAUAUGACAGAAGUUUAAAAACAAUUGUUAGUGAGUUUAAUCUGGUGUGCCACAAUGACUUCAUUCCAAGUAUCAUUAAUUCAAUUCAAAUCACUGGUGUACUUGUGGGGAACGUUGCAGCCGGACAAAUCGCCGAUUUAUUUGGAAGAAAGCCUCCGUUCUUUACAUCGAUAGUUUUACUACUGUCAUUUAAUAUUGUCGGUUAUUUCUCAACCAGCUGGAAAAUGUUUGCUGUCGCAAGGUUCUUUGUUGGCGCAGGUGGUGGAUUUUUUCUAACGACACAAUAUUGCCUUUUGUCUGAGUUUACGCUGGCAAAAUGGCGCGUAUGGAUAGUGGGAUUUCCAUCAUGGCCUAUCCAAUCAUGCUUAUUUUCACUCUUGGCAUGGUUAAUCCAUGACUGGAGGUAUAUCCAGCUGAUGACUGCACUAAUGGCCAUACCCUGUUUCCUGGCAUGGUGUGUAAUACCAGAAAGUUUUCGGUGGUAUAUAGCUCAUGACAAACCAGAAAAGGCGGAGGUUAUUGUCAGAUCCGUUGCAAAAUUUAACAGACAUACCAACUUUGAUAUAGACAAAGCCCUAAAGAAACCGGAAAACAGAGAAGACAAAAAGUACACAGUGUUAGACCUAUUUAGAACAAAGAAAAUGGUGAAAGUCACAUUUCUCUUAGCAUUGAACUGGAUUGCACUUGGUGUUGUUUCAUAUGGUAUUGCGUUUGGGAUUCAGUCACUGUCUGGAAACAUCUUCUUCAAUUUAUUUCUGUUCAGCCUGACUGGAAUACCUUGCAAGGCAAUCGCACUUUGGCUUCAAAACAGAUUUGGGCGACGAUGUACCUCAAUCAUGUGCUUUACAAGCGUUGCUUUUGGAGGAAUUGUGGUGGGCAUCGUACAAACACUAGAUGUACCUAAUAAAGAUGAAUUAACCAAUGUAUUUGCACUGAUUGCUAACAUGGGAAUAUCUACAGCGUGGGGAUCUGUUCAAACCAUGACAAUAGAAAUCUAUCCCACUGUAAUCAGAAAUAUUGGUUUUGGUACCCUGAGUGUAACGGGACGUAUAGGUGCUAUUGUCGGUCCGCAGCUAGUGUAUCUGAACACAUACAUUCCGGGACUUCUGUAUUUUGUGUGCGGAGCUAUAUCUAUCAUAUGUGUUUUCGUGCUGGUUUUCCUGCCUGAAACAAUGGACAAGAAUCUCAACGACAAGAUAAAGCAAGUUUUAGAUUUAGAAUCGACCGUUCGUGAUCAACCGUCAAAAGUUAAAAGCACAACAAACGAUAAACCUGAAGGCGAAGAAAGACAAACGAAGGAAUCGACAAGUGCAAGAGAAACGGACAAGCGUGUGCCCCUUUGUGUGGCAAAUUUGUCUAAACAGACGCAUGAUAUUCAUACUCCCGGCUCAUUAGAAAUCGAGACUACACAUAUAUAAAGUACAGAAUUCUAUAUAGUGUACGUUUAUACACAUAUAAAAUGCAGAGUAAUUUAAGAUUUCAGCCACAUUUAACUACAUUUGCCAUUUUUCUGUUAGAUGCUAAUCCUUUUUUUGGCAGCGCAUCACAGAUACUGUUAAACGGUGGUAAUAAUACUUUUACAAACUUGCAUUUCUAAUACUAAACAUAAUUAUAAAUGCGAGUCACAAUAUAACAAUUGUUUUUAUAUUCAUAUCAGUUCUUGCAAAGAACGUUUCAUUAAAUUCAUACUUCCGCUAAAAUCAUAAGCUAUAUC